Messenger RNA from Emiliania huxleyi CCMP1516, 3069 nucleotides. RefSeq lists its product as hypothetical. Gene Ontology annotation, cellular component: membrane. The coding region runs from base 1 to 3069 and encodes 1022 amino acids. The transcript is spliced from 6 exons. Lineage: Eukaryota; Haptophyta; Isochrysidales; Noelaerhabdaceae. The record is from RefSeq and is a predicted model, not a curated record.
AUGAGAUUCUUUGCCGUGAUCGCCGCCACCCUCGCUGUCUCCCUUGAGCAAGCCCCCGCUGAAACUGUUGAUGUUGACCUCUCCACUGCCAUCGGUGCCCUUUGCCUCGUGUUGAUGCAAGGCUUUCCGGGGCUAGUUGGCAACAACCUCACCAUGGAGUCAGACCAACUCAGCCUACCCAUUACGGUUGGCGGGGCCCCCGGCUGCGUCAUGAGCGCAGCUCUCACCGCCACCAGCCCCUCCAAGUACCCCAGGGCGAUUCUCGAGUUCGUCCUCCCCGCGCUCAUUGUGACCACGGCCUACGUGCUGUUGCUGACAGGUGGGGGUGAGCACCACACCACGGGCGACAAGAAGGGGGGAUCGCGACCCUCGACCACCAGGGGCAGCGACUACCUGUCCCUGCUCAUCCCACGGUAUGUGGGCCAAUCGCGCCGGGCAUUUAUCGGGAGCCUCUUGUUCUUCCUCACGUUCCUGGUUGCAGCAGCAGAUGCUGUGUGCCCGACGUGCGGCGGCAACCUCGCGUCGUGCGACUACGACACCUCCCGGACUUGCCCCGCCGCCACUGUCGUGGCUAACAACGCGAAAGUGCUCCUCGGCACGGCGGCGGACCCAGCUCCCUCGAGGAAGCAAAUAGACGAAUUCAAUGCGCAAAAAAGAAUUAGCGGGCCCCAGGCAAGGCGCAAGCCGGAGAUCAGGCGGUCGCACGCCGACAGAGUCGCGAUGCCGCCUCGAGCGCGCGUCUGCACGGCCUGCAAGGCCGCCAAAACCAAGUGCUGCCUCGACGGCCUCCCAUGGGACCCGCAGAGCGGCCGCAAGUGUGAUCGCUGCGCGCGGCUCGGCGUGCGCUGCACAGCAGCGCCUCAGGCCGUCGACAAGCGCAAGGCCUUUAGCAGCAGCUCGGCCCCGUGCAGAGCCGUGGCACCGGGCGGCGGCAUGCUGCUUCACAUCGCGCCGAGCUCCAUGCUGACGCAGGCGCUUGCUCAAGUUCCGGGCACCACCUCCUCCUCCUUUGCAGACACCUUGUCGUACGUGCUGGCGCCGGGCGCCUCGCCGGUGGCGGCUCGGUACGUUCUCCGCGCAAUCGCGACGACGGCGCGGCGGCGCGGCACCUACGAGCUCACCGAGUUUGUGACGCGCCUCUGCAACCACUACGACAUUGCGCUCGACCACGUCAUGGCGGAGGCCACCGAACCACUCCCAGCGCUCGGGGACAACGACGACGACCUGCCGUCCUUUUUCGAGGAGAAGCUGACCAGCUCCUCGGCGGGCUUCGUGAACGUGCGCUCGCGCCGCGACGGCGAGGCCCGCUUCUACGCCAACGCCGCCUUCGAGGCCUCCUUCGCCGCUGUGCGCGAGAUGGACGCGACGUGGCAGUCCGGCUCCAUGGAGAUCAACUCGCUCUUCGUGCACCAGGAAGACUGCCACCUGGUCCGGCGCCUCUUUGGCGAGCUCUACCGCGCGUGUGCGCCGGACGAGGUGCUCGAGAUGUCGACGCCGCGGCCGGUGCGCGCAUACGACCGCGCCGCCGCCGCCUACGCGCUCUUCGACUGCCGCGGAGCGAUGCUCGUCCAGCACGAGGGCCGCGCCUUUGUGGGGCUCGUCGAGCUCUUCCUGCACGCGCCGGGCGCCGCGCCGGUGGCGCCCCUCGCCGCGCCGUCCGAGCCGCCGUGGGCUAAGUCCGGCAUGCCGCCCGCGCUGCCUCCCCUCGGAGGCAUCGCGGCCACACCCCUCCCCACUCCGGCGCCGCCCCCGCUGCCGCCGCCCGCCGCCGCCGCGGCGGCCGCGAGGCUGCCGCCCCCGCCGGAAGCGACCUCGCUCGCCCCCCACGCCUCCCCCUGCUCCUCCUCCUCCUCCUCCUCGGCGGGGGGAGGCACGGGGGCGGCCGUCUCGCCGGGGGCGGCGGCAGCGGCGGGCCCGUCCUUCGGCGCGGCGCGCGAGGAGGCGGAGCCGGACCUGCGUUCCCUCGUGGUGGGCGCCACGGGCAGCGAUUGCAGGCCUUGCGGCGGCGGCGGCGGCGGCGGCGGUGCCAAGCGGCCGCCAGACCCGUUCGGCGGCGUGCCUCUCGACGUGACCGAGCAGCUCAUCGCCAUGUCGAGCCCGCCCAAGCGCUUCUGCCUCCCCAACGGGCGGCCACUGCAGCUCUUUGCGACGGACCACUUCUCCGUCGUCCCGCCGCCGCCGCCCUCGCCGGGAGGGGCAGGGGACGGUGUCUCGGCCGGCUCGGAUCGACCCGGCGUCUGCCGCAAGCCGAGCAUCGCGUCCGAAGGGACGCUGGAGGAGAUCUCUUCCUUGUGGUUCGACAUUGGGUACGAACUCGAGGCCGGAUCGGCUGAGUGCGCGGUUGCGGACGCGGAGAUGGAGGAGGAGGCCGGGGCGGGCGAUGCCGGAGCAAGCCACUUCCUCGGCCCGGCUCCAGAAAGCGGGGGAGAGGGCGGUGGCUCGUCGGCGCUCGUUAAGCUUGCGGGCGCCUUUAUGGCGACGCUGGCCGUCUCGUCGAUGGCUUCGAUGGCGCGAUCGGCCAAGCGGUUGCUCGAACGCAUGCGCCGCGCUGUUGCACACGAGUAUGGCCUGCCGCUGGCCGACCUUCGUCCGGACCUCAGCUUCCUGUCCCGUGUCUCCGCCGCGCCCCAGAGCUUGCAUUCGAGCCUGCACUGCGACGAGUGCUCGCGUGCCACCUUCCACUUCUCGUGUGUGCUCUAUCUCAACUCGGAGGGCGUAGACUACGAGGGCGGCCGGUUCGUCUUUAGUGACCCGCCUCGCCAGGACGGCGAGCCGGGUCGGCCAGGGGAGCGGCAGCUCAGCCGAACCUCGCCUCGGCGCGGCCUCGCGCUUAUGUUCUCCUCCGGAUGGGAGAACCUUCAUUUCAUCGAGCCAGUCGAGUCAGGGUGCCGCUAUGCCAUUCCGGCCUUCUUCACGCGCUCGGCGGUAGAUGCGCGUGCCUGGGGGAGGGAGGGGCGGUCGGCGACAGACACCUUGUGGCGCACGACGCUCGGUCGCACGUCCGGCGAGGGCAAGCAAGAGAUGCUGGAGCAGUGGCACGUGCUCUUUGGGCCCCGUGGCGAUGACUGA